Molecule: messenger RNA, 1610 nt
Organism: Micropterus salmoides (largemouth bass)
Lineage: Eukaryota; Metazoa; Chordata; Actinopteri; Centrarchiformes; Centrarchidae
Product: alpha-N-acetylgalactosaminide alpha-2,6-sialyltransferase 1-like
Exons: 7
Coding region: 16-1008 (330 amino acids)
Molecular function (GO): sialyltransferase activity
Source: RefSeq, a predicted model, not a curated record
CUGUUGAUUGUUAUUAUGAUUGAAUAUUUUAUCCUUCAUUCUCAGACAUGUGCCCAGUCUCUACGACACUCUAAAGAUGAGAGCUUGAAGAAGGCUUUCCUUCCCAACAUACGUUUGUUUCUGCACAACGACAGCAUCAACAUGAGCGAGUGGAACAGACUAUCACAUUUUAACAACCCUUUUGGUUUUAUGGAGUACCAGUACAACGAUGUGAUGUCAGUACUGAAGUUGAUCCCAAAGCCAAAAGAGCCAUUACUCCUUCCAAAGCCAGGAAGUGGCGGGUGUGUGAGAUGUGCUGUGGUGGCCACUGGUGGGAUCCUCAAUGGCUCUAAAAUGGGGAAAGAGAUCGACGCUCACGACUACGUUUUCCGGAUGAACGGUGCAGCCAUUAAAGGUUUUGAGGAAGACGUAGGAAACAGAACAUCAGUGUACGUUCACACAGCCCACUCCAUCACUGCGUCGCUGAUAUUUUUCGAGAACUAUGGAUACACAUCUGCCCCUCAUGAUGAGGGUAUAAAAUAUGUGCUGAUUCCUGAGGGGAUGAGGGAUUUCAACUGGCUAGAGGGGCUUUUCAAAAGAGAAAGGAUCUCUACUGGCCCGUAUACCAAUGAACGGCCAUGGACCUACUAUGGCGGGCAGUACAAUGAGAGCCGCUUCUAUGUUCUGCACCAGGAUUUCCUCAGAUAUGUGCGGAACAGGUUCUUAAAGUCUGAUUAUCUGAAUGAUUCAGACUGGGCGAUAGUCAGACCAACCAAUGGGGCAUUCACUCUCUUUCUGGCUCUGCACACCUGUGACACUGUGAACGCAUAUGGAUUCAUGACUGAGGACUACAAGGAAUAUUCCAACUACUAUGUUGAGAAGAAUGUUAAAACUGAUGUCAUUUUCUACGCCAACCACGACUACAUCCUGGAGAUGAAAUUGUGGAAACAAUUGCAUGACAUUAAAGUAAUGAGGCUAUAUCAAAGAACAGACUCAGAAACUGGGACAGAAAAGCUGAAGCAACACUGACACACUUUGUUCACCCUUCUUCAAAAAGCCUUGCCUGACAAUGUGUGACCGACUGCAACACUGUUUAGAUUAGCUGUGAUAAAUAGGGGCAUUGAUCUGGUUAACCAGGUUUGUUUUUCAGUUCUGGUCAAACAGGAAAUGGAAAACAACAUACAAUGGUUAACAAAUUCAUCACACCACUGAUGAAAAAUGUAAUAUUAUAACCUUCAUGAAGGUAGGAAUUAUAGAAGGCUAAUGUAUUGGUGUAUUGGUUGGUAUUAGUUAAUUGUAAUUGCAAAAAUUCAUAUAAAGGUACUGUUGUUUUUUAGCAUUGUUUUCCCAUGUCAUCCCAUUACAUCUCAGUGGUGGAAGAACUUGUAUUUUAUCUGAGUAUUUUGAUAUCAUGACACACUUCCUAUUUCCACUUCUUAUUUGACAGCUACACAUUUUUGCACACCAAACAUGUAAAUGUUCAAGUAAUUGUUAACUAUUUUGAUAAACAUGUAGUGAUUUUUCAUGCAAUAAUGCCAAACAUUUCAUGGUUCCAGUGUCUCAGAUGUGAGGACUUGCUGCUUUCCCUUUUAAUUAUUUUUAAUACUAAGUAAAGAAAGUAAACUUCUGUA